GAGGCCCGGGAACCAGCCCGGCUUUCCGCUCCGGGCCCCGCGACCCGGACACCAAGCCUGCUACGGGCUGGAACAGCAUGGAGAAAUCCAUGAGGAGCCCGACGCACCUGACAAGAAAGUCACAGGAAACCAGGUUGCCCUCGGCGACGUCGGCAACUGGUCGGCGGCUGAGCCGGGAGAAGCGGACACGCGGGUAGGGCCGGUUUCCUUUAAAGGCCUCGGAGGAAGAAGCCCGAGCCGCAUUGGGUGUGGGACCGGCGGUCGCCCCGCCCCUUCCAGUAGCUGCUGUCGCUGCUUCCGGUAGCGCGCCUGGCGGGCUCCGGGCUCGAGCGUCCCCAGGCGCGUUCCGCUCCUCGGUCCGCGCGAGUUACGCCUUUCUGUCUCCAGCAACAGAGCCCGGCCGGGUCGCGGACACCAGAGCGAGCCGGGAGAACGAGAUGUGUUGCGAGAAGUGGAACCACGUGGCCGAAAUGCUGCUCUUCAUUGAAGACCGCGAUGAGGACUACAAGAUCCUUUGCCUCUGUUCCCGGGCAUUUGUGGAGGAUCGAAAAUUGUACAACUUGGGAUUAAAAGGCUACUAUGUCAAAAGCAGUUGCAAUAAUGCAGGAGACCAAGUUACAGAAGAGGAGGAAGAUGGUCAUUCCAAUGGCACUGCAGAAUCACAUAGCCCAGAUGAGAGUGACCUUGAUUCUGAGGCCAAGCUCAUGAGAAGUAUGGGAUUACCAAUUCAGUUUGGUAGAGUGUCUACACAUGAGAAUUUUGAGGUAUCUAUGAAUGCAAGAAAUAAAGCUAAAGUGAAGCAAAAAAGACGAAAACACCAAAAGCGGUAUUUAGAUGAAAUGGUUCAGGAAUCCUGGAGAAAUGACUAUGAAGAAGAUGACCUUGUCGUGUCCGAUGACCCAUCUUCAGUUGAGCACUGUGAGAACAACAGAACAUGUGAAAUUCAAAGCAAAGCAGAUUCUGAAGCAGAAAACCUUCCUGUUGAAAAUACACUGGCACCAAAGCUAGAGGUCCCAGAGAACUGGGAAAAGUACUGGAAUGAAUAUGGAGAAGGGCUGUUGUGGCAAGGCUGGCAGGAAAAGUAUCCAGGCCAGACACUGUCUUCUGAACCUUGGAACCUUCCUGAUACAAAGGAAGAAUGGGAGCAACAUUACAGUCAGCUUUAUUGGUAUUAUUUGGAACAGUUUCAGUAUUGGGAAACUCAGGGCUGGACUUUUGUUGCCUCACAAAACUGUGAUAAAGAUGCUUGCACAUCUCACACAGAGGUAGACCAGAAUGCUGAGAGCAGCCUGAAAUCGGAUGUAACGACUUUUUCAUCUUCACCUAAUAUAGUUGAGGAUGAAAUCUGUGGCUCAAAUGAUAAUGACCACAGUGAGAUUAUUACUGCGAUUAACAACAUAACUCUGAGUGCAGAGAAAGUAGAACAGAACCAGUUGGAUUCCUCUGAACACUGUGACAAGCUGCUCAGUGAAAUCACUGGGAAAGAGUGCCCUGCCUCUGGAGGAAGUGACUCCCGUAAUGGAACACCCAAGGAAAAUGACAUAUCUGAGAACAGAAGCCCAGACCAACCAGCUCGAGAGUUGCAGGAGUCUUCAGGAACAAAUACAGGUAAACAUAGGCCACACCAUAAUGGGGCUGAUGGAAAUGAGAGUGAAGAUGACCCACCUGAGCAUAAGCCCAGCAAAGUGAAGAGAAGCCAUGAAUUGGAUGCUGAUGAAAACCCAGAUUCAGAAGUCGAUGACAGUGGUUUCCUUCUAGGAUUCAAGCAUGGCUCAGGACAAAAAUAUGGUGGAAUUCCAAAUUUCAGUCAUCGACAGGUCAGGUAUCUAGAGAAGAACGUGAAAUACAAAUCAAAGUACCUGGAUAUGCGCAAGCGGAUGACUGUGAAGAACAAGCACAUCGUGUUCACAGAGGACUCGGGGAAACCCUUUGUCAGGAAGAGUAAAGUGCGGAGUAAGGUAGAAAAAUUCCUAAAAUGGGUUAAUGAACGAGUAGAUGAGGAGACAUCACAGGAGUCUCUUUCUCAAAACAAAAUGCAAGACACUUGCACAAGCAGUGACUCAGAGGAACAAGACAUGUCCUUGGAGAACGCUGACAACCUGGUGGAGACCAGAGAUCCAGAACCUGAAAGAUGUCAGACCAUCUCUUCAGCCAGUGAACUUGAAGCAGAAAAGAGUGAAGCAGGCUCCUUAGUAGCAGCUGUUCCAGAGAACUGUUCAACUGAAGAAAUACCAAACUCUCCCCAUGCAGAAACAGAAGCUGAAAUAAAGAAGAAAAAGAAGAAGAAGAGGAAGAACAAGAACAAAAAGAUAAAUGAUCUCCCACCUGAAAUAGCUUCUGUUCCAGAGCUGGCAAAAUACUGGGCCCAGAGAUACAGACUCUUCUCUCGCUUUGAUGACGGGAUCAAACUGGACAAAGAGGGCUGGUUUUCAGUCACUCCUGAGAAGAUUGCCGAGCACAUUGCUGGCCGUGUCAGUCAGUCCUUCAGAUGUGACGUUGUAGUAGAUGCUUUCUGUGGAGUUGGAGGAAAUACCAUUCAGUUUGCCUUAACUGGGAAAAGAGUGAUUGCCAUUGAUAUCGACCCUGUUAAAAUUGAUCUUGCUCGGAAUAAUGCUGAAGUUUAUGGGAUAGCAGAUAACAUAGAGUUUAUCUGUGGAGAUUUCCUGCUCCUGGCUCCGUGUUUAAAAGCUGAUGUUGUGUUCCUAAGUCCACCUUGGGGAGGGCCCGAUUAUGCUACUGCAGAGACCUUCGACAUUAGGACAAUGAUGUCUCCUGAUGGCUUUGAAAUUUUCAGGCUUUCCCAGAAGAUCACUAAUAAUAUUGUUUAUUUUCUUCCAAGAAAUGCUGAUAUUGACCAGGUGGCAUCCUUGGCUGGACUUGGAGGGCAAGUGGAAAUAGAACAGAACUUUCUUAACAACAAGUUAAAGACCAUCACUGCAUAUUUUGGUGACCUGAUCAGAAGACCAGCGCUUGUGAAGACCACUUGUGAAGCAGAGGGGUGAUGCUGUAAGGCACAGAGAGGUCAUGUGGAGCGAGGAUGUAUGACAUUCAAGUGAGAGACAGGAAGGCCUUCCAAGGUUCUUUAAUGCUGUGUGCACAUGUGAUGUGGAAAACUCUGACUUUUAAAGAAUGCUAAUGAAGUAGUUUGAGAUCUUCGAGUAAUGGUAAUGGAUCUGUGUUGUAUACUUUAAAACACACCAGGGCAAGGUGGUAGCUGUGCCUAUAAUCCCAGCACUUCAGAAGGAUCAUGAGUUCAAGCUCAUGCUGUGUUUCCUAACAAAUCAAGGCUGGCCUGAGCUACAUGAGAUCUUGCCACAAAAAA
Messenger RNA from Mus pahari (shrew mouse), 3322 nucleotides. It is a transcript of the gene Tgs1, whose product is annotated as trimethylguanosine synthase 1. Bases 438 to 3002 code for a protein of 854 amino acids. Gene Ontology annotation, molecular function: RNA cap trimethylguanosine synthase activity. Gene Ontology annotation, cellular component: nucleus. The transcript has 13 exons. NCBI's taxonomy places the organism in Eukaryota, Metazoa, Chordata, Mammalia, Rodentia, Muridae. The record is from RefSeq and is a predicted model, not a curated record. Gene Ontology annotation, biological process: 7-methylguanosine cap hypermethylation; 7-methylguanosine RNA capping.